Molecule: messenger RNA, 1714 nt
Organism: Nanorana parkeri
Lineage: Eukaryota; Metazoa; Chordata; Amphibia; Anura; Dicroglossidae
Product: catenin alpha-2-like
Exons: 10
Biological process (GO): cell-cell adhesion; cell migration
Cellular component (GO): adherens junction; catenin complex; actin cytoskeleton
Molecular function (GO): actin filament binding; cadherin binding; structural molecule activity
Source: RefSeq, a predicted model, not a curated record
UACAACACAUUGGAGCUAAGCAGCUGCUGGAGCUGUCACACAGAGGGAGAGAGGAGAGCCCCUGCUACCCAACACACAGCGAGACAAUACAAGAGCAAGCCUGCAAUAGCACAAGGCUGCACAUCCACGCACUGGUCCAUCCGCAACAUCCAUCCUGAUCUGCGAGACAUACUCUGGGAUAUUUUCUUUUUUGGGCUAUUUCCUACAACAUCCAUUUAAAGGAGGAGACAAGUGCAAGCAGCAUCAGCCGAAAAAUGACAUCAGCAACAUCACCGAUCAUUCUAAAAUGGGACCCUAAAUGUUUGGAAAUCCGAACUCUUACUGUGGAGGGGCUUCUGGAACCCCUGGUGACCCAGGUAACUACCCUGGUGAACACCAGUAGCAAGGGCCCCUCCGGUAAAAAGAAAGGUCGAUCUAAAAAGGCCCACGUGCUUGCAGCAUCGGUGGAGCAGGCAACCCAGAACUUUCUGGAAAAGGGGGAACAGAUUGCUAAAGACAGUCAGGACCUAAAAGAGGAGCUAAUCUCCGCUGUGGAUGAUGUUCGGAAACAAGGAGAAACAAUGCGGAUUGCCUCAUCAGAAUUUGCAGAUGAUCCUUGCUCCUCGGUAAAACGCGGGACCAUGGUGCGGGCUGCCCGGGCGUUGCUAUCCGCCGUCACCCGGCUACUCAUACUGGCGGACAUGGCUGAUGUCAUGAGGCUUCUGACUCAUUUAAAAAUUGUGGAGGAAGCUCUUGAAUAUGUGAGAUGUGCUACCAACGAACAAGAUCUGGCUCACCGCUUCAAAGAGUUUGGCAAGGAAAUGGUCAAACUCAACUACGUGGCCGCAAGAAGGCAACAGGAGCUGAAAGAUCCCCAUUGCAGGGAUGAGAUGGCAGCUGCUCGAGGAGCUCUGAAGAAGAAUGCCACAAUGCUGUAUACAGCCUCGCAAGCUUACCUCCGCCAUUCUGACGUGGCAGCCACCAGAGCCAACCGUGACUAUGUAUUCAAACAAGUGCAGGAGGCUAUUGCAGGGAUCUCCAACGCUGCCCAGGCCACCUCACCCACUGAUGAGAAGCAGGGCCACACAGGCAUUGGGGAGCUGGCCGCUGCCCUCAAUGAGUUCGAUAACAAGAUCAUUCUGGACCCAAUGACCUUCAGUGAGGCCCGUUUCCGCCCGUCUCUGGAAGAGCGGCUGGAAAGUAUCAUCAGUGGGGCGGCUCUGAUGGCAGACUCCUCGUGCACACGGGACGACAGGAGGGAGAGAAUCGUGGCCGAGUGCAACUCCGUGCGUCAAGCCCUUCAAGACCUGCUGAGCGAGUACAUGAACAAUAGUGGAAGAAAAGAAAAAGGUGACCCACUAAACAUCGCCAUCGAUAAGAUGACCAAGAAGACACGAGACUUGCGUAGACAGCUCCGGAAAGCUGUAAUGGACCAUAUCUCAGACUCUUUUCUGGAGACAAACGUUCCCCUGCUGGUUCUCAUCGAGGCAGCAAAGAGCGGUAAUGAGAAGGAGGUAAAGGAAUAUGCCCAAGUGUUCCGUGAACAUGCCAACAAAUUGGUGGAGGUAAGCCUUUGCUCCAUCUCCAAAGCAAAGAAAUCUCUCCUGAGAUUUUUUGUAAAUGCUGCCAGAACACUGAUUCCUUGGCAUUGGAAUUCUCAGGUGAUUCCUACCUUGGGGGAGUGGACUGCAGAACUGUGCCACUUAAUGAGAUCUGAGGAGCUGAUUGCCGAACG